Molecule: messenger RNA, 3721 nt
Organism: Gekko japonicus
Lineage: Eukaryota; Metazoa; Chordata; Lepidosauria; Squamata; Gekkonidae
Gene: IFFO2
Product: intermediate filament family orphan 2
Exons: 10
Coding region: 1-1566 (521 amino acids)
Source: RefSeq, a predicted model, not a curated record
AUGACGACGAGCUCGCUGCUGUUCGGCGAGUCGGGGCCGGGGUCGGGCCUGGGUCUGCCGCCGGGGCUGGGCCUGGGCCUGGCGGGGCUGCUGGGCCCUGCGGCGGCGGCGGGGGGCGAGGGGGGCCCGGCGACGUCGGCGCUGCGCAACGACCUGGGCUCGAACCUGCACCUGCUGAAGGGCCUCAACGUGCGCUUCCGCUGCUUCCUGGCCAAGGUGCACGAGCUGGAGCGCCGCAACCGCCUCCUCGAGAAGCAGCUCCUGGCCCAGCAGCAGCUCGGCGAGCGCCGCCUCCGCUACAAGCGCUUCCCCCGGCACCAGGCCACCCAGACCGACCCCGCCGGGACGCCCGCCGCCUCCCCGCCCCGGCAGCCGCCCCAGCAGCAGCAGCCGCCGCCGCCGCUUCCUCCUCAUCCUCACCCUCCUCAAACGCCGCAUCAGCAGCAGCACUACAGCCGGCUGCCGGGCACCAUCUGGAGCUACACGCAGGUGCGGCGGACGGGCGGCGGCGGGCUGGAGACCCUGCAGCGGCCCGGCGUCUCCUGGGUGCACCCGGACGGCGUCGGCGUCCAGAUCGACACCAUCACGCCCGAGCUCCGCGCCCUCUACAACGUGGUUGUUAUACUUCUUUAUAUAGUCAAAAUUGCAAGUGUCCAAGUCAGAACUGUUUAUAGAUGGGAAGAAGAACUGGCAAAACGGAAAAAUUUGGAAUCAGUGGUAGAGACACUCCAAGAGGAAGCGCAAGAAGCUGAAGCACUCCAGGAAGAGUUGAAUGAGAAGAUUGAGAGGCUGAAAGCUGAGCUGGUUGUCUUCAAGGGUCUUAUGAGUGACCCUAUGACAGACCUGGACACAAAGAUCCAAGAAAAAGCCAUGAAGGUGGACAUGGACAUCUGCCGAAGGAUCGAUAUCACAGCCAAGCUGUGUGAUGUAGCCCAGCAGCGCAACUCUGAAGAUGUUUCCAAGAUAUUCCAGGUGGCUUCGAAAAAGAAAGAGCGGAAGCUGACGCUGGAGGAUGACCUCUCUGAGCCGAACACGGACAAUGGCAGGUUCUCCGACGACGAAGUCAGUUGCUCUCUGAACAUCACAGAUGAAAUGAAGAGAAUGUUUAAUCAGCUGCGGGAAACCUUUGAUUUUGAUGAUGACUGCGACAGCUUGACAUGGGAAGAGAACGAGGACACCCUGCUUCUCUGGGAAGACUUCACCAACUGCAACCCCUCGACUGAGCUCCAGGGAGAGCACGAGGAGAACUUGGGCAACUUGAUCCAUGAAACGGAGUCUUUCUUCAAAACAAGAGACAAAGAAUAUCAGGAGACAAUUGGGCAGAUUGAGCUGGAGCUGGCGACGGCCAAGAGUGACAUGAAUCGCCACCUCCACGAGUACAUGGAAAUGUGUAGCAUGAAGCGGGGCCUGGAUGUGCAGAUGGAGACCUGCCGCCGGCUCAUCAAAGGCUCUGCGGAAAGAAACUCCCCGUCUCCCAGUUCCUUAGCCAGCAGUGACUCAGGAAACACAGAUGAGAUUCAAGAUGAGUUCGACAGAGAAGCAGAUGUAGAGCCGAUGGUCAGCUGAUGAAGAACCAGAGUGCUCAGAUCAAAAGGGAGAAGGGGGGAAAAACUUUGAAGAAGGGUUAUGUUAAGAAACACUGAGACAGCAAAGACUCCUGAGCCCUGGCCCAGGGUUCCUGAAGAUUAGUGCGCUUUCCCACCCCAUCCGAGGAUUGGUGCUGUAACCGUUUCUAUUGUUGUACAAAUCACAAACGUGGAGUCCUGCAGGAGGAAAAUAGGGUGUUUUAAUUGUGCCUUUGCCCCAAGCUGAGCCACUUGGCGCUCCCCUGUAAUAUAACCAUUCUUUUUGUAAUAACAAAAACACCGUAGCAAAGGGACAUGUGGACGGCAGAAGCGUGGGACUUUUGGAGCCGGGCCCCCCAGAGGGGGCAUGCUGACGGAUCUACCUACCGACGUCCACUCGCAGCACUCCAUCGUGAUCUUCUAGCGGUGCCUGCGGCUGCUAGAAAGCGUCUGGCACGUGGGAGGAGACUUCCCAGCGACCCCUGUACAAAACUGUUCUGCCGGAGUUCGGAAUUAUUCAGAAGGAGCGCUCAGCCUGGCGGCAAGGCCCGCGAGGAGAAGCAGGGUGGGGUGGGAAUGUCACUGUUAAUGUCUAUGCAAAAAAUAACAGCACUCGCCUUAUUUCCGUGGAAUGUUUGGCCCUUGCUGGGCUUCUGUGUCUCUUGGCAGAGGGCAAGCUGACCACCCCUGUUUUGCACAUCACUGCGGUCUGUGGAGCUCAUUCUGGAUGAGUCUGGUGUGUUGCAGUGGCCACUUCCCACGAUCCUUCUGUUCCUGAGCGACUUCUUUCCCUUCUGCUUCUUUUGGGUCCUCCCCUUUUAGCCAUCAGUGCUUUUUUCUAAAGAAGAUGCUGAAGUUGCUCUACUCUUGUGCAGCUUUCAUAAACUUGGAGCGUGACUGCAGUUCUUGCAGGACAAGCUCACUUCCCCUCCUGUGGAUCAGUAUUAAGCAGCUCAUGGGUGUCCCUGGCCCACGUCUGAAGCACCCCUGGCUCUCAGCGGCUGCCAGGACCACGGCCACGGUUGGCUGCCUUUGUUUUCUCAUGGGGUGUCCGUAUGUGUGUGUGGGAUUUUGGCACGUGCAAUAGCAAUAACAGUGAAAGGGCAGCAGCCUUGGCUGGCAAGGCCUCCGUGGACAGGCGGGCCCCUUGGCAGGAGGCACGGCCCUGGAUGUAGGCUUCAGGCAUGGCACGCUAGAGAGUCUGUGUCUGUUCUUCAGAUACACCGAGAACCAGUGUAGGGUGCAGGGUUUUCCAAAGAAUUCCAGCAUAUCAGGGUUGACUCCCCCAGACGGAGGGCUAGCAGCAGUGUGCGUCUUCUCUGGAGAUGCCCUCGUGACUGAGCCCGGUCAGUAUCCUCUCCUGUGAGCUGACCUCUGCAUCAGGAGGCCAUUUGCCAAACAGCUCUCUGGGCGGAGGCCUGUGGUAGCCUCUUCUCUACCUUGCUCAGUUGGCUCUGCCACAGAAGCAGUGGCUCUCGAGCCGGGAGAAGGAAUGGCCAGGUCUGGAGGCAUAACUGAAGUCCCGGCACGAAACCCGAGGUGUAUUUCCCUCCAAAACGUAUUCCCGUGACUUGAAGAGACAUUGUCAGAUCGUUCUGCAAAUUAACCCUGGGGAGGCUGGGGCAGAGUUGGAGGUGGUCUUGUUCUUCUCGUCACUGGCACAGCCUCAGGUGGACAGCAGUUGGGUUGCUGAAGGGGGGGGGAUGCCCAGGGCUUGGGCUGGACAUGUGACCACGGGGCUCCUCUUCCAGUGAGUCGGGGUCUUCUGGACUCUCUCUGCCGUAGAGACAGAGAGCUGCCUGCAGAUUUGGAAGGGAGACUCAGUACUCCUGUUCUCUUGAAGAGGUGCAGUGUCAAAGUGGACUUUUUGCGUGUCCACAUUUGCUUUUUAAGACUGUCAGCUUGUUUCUUAUCUCUGGUUACGUAGCUGUCUUCUGUAUCGUAGUGAUCUUUUCAACGCUUGCUACGUACCUUUUGUGCUGAGUACUUCCUUCCCCUGUUUGGAGAGCAGACUCUCUCAUUCCAGGGCAGAUUUUUUUGCAUCCCCUUCCUAGCCCAAGCCAUGCCCCUCAAUGCCCAUAAAUGGGGUUUGUCAAGGAUUGGCCGCAGUGGCCUGUGGAAGGUUGGAACAUGGGCCUCUUCUGUCAGGUCAGAGU